This is a messenger RNA of Rattus rattus (black rat), 1216 nucleotides long. RefSeq names its product complement C5-like. NCBI's taxonomy places the organism in Eukaryota, Metazoa, Chordata, Mammalia, Rodentia, Muridae. Gene Ontology annotation, biological process: inflammatory response; complement activation. Bases 11 to 1216 code for a protein of 401 amino acids. Gene Ontology annotation, cellular component: extracellular region. The transcript has 10 exons. The record is from RefSeq and is a predicted model, not a curated record. Gene Ontology annotation, molecular function: endopeptidase inhibitor activity.
GUGACAUAUUAUGGUUUUGGUACCGUUUCAAGCCAUGGGCUUUUGGGGAACACUUCUGUUUUUGAUCUUCCUUGAGCCAAGUUGGGGACAGGAACAAACAUAUAUCAUUUCAACCCCAAUUGUCUUCCGAGUUGGAGCUCCUGAAAAUGUUACAGUCCAAGCCUAUGGCUACACCGAGGCAUUUGACACAACCAUCUCUGUGAAAAGUUAUCCUGAUAAAAAUGUUAAUUACUCUUCAGGCACUGUUGAAUUAUCACCAGAAAAUAAAUUCCAAAACUCUGCUAUCUUAACAAUUCAGGCCCAAGAGUUGUCUGAAGGACAAAACUGGUUCUCAAACGUGUAUUUGGAAGUCGUGUCAAAGCAUUUUUCAAAAUUAGAAAUAAUGCCAAUCGUCUAUGACAACAGCUCUCUCUUUGUUCACACUGACAAGCCUGUGUACAUUCCAGAACAGCCUGUGAAGGUUGCCGUCUACUCAGUGGAUGAUGACCUAGAGCCUGUCACCAGAACAACAGUCUUGACUUUCAUAGACCCCGAAGGAUCCGAAGUUGGCAUAAUAGAGGGAAGAAAUGGCACGGGAAUUGCCUCUUUUCCUGACUUCGAGAUUCCUUCUAAUCCUAAACUUGGUAGAUGGACUAUUAAGGCUAACUAUAGAGAAGACGCUUCAACAACUGGAACUACACACUUUGAAGUUAAAGGACAUGAGAAAGCUUUCAAAAUGGCUGUCAUGCCCACAACUGAUCUGCAACACAAGAUGGAAAAUCAAGAUAAAGCACAUGUCAUGUGUCACCAGACAAGCGAUUGUUUGGUGCAGAAAAUGAAUGAACAAGCUUCUAAAUACAAGCAUCGAGUGAUAAAGAAAUGCUGUUACGAUGGGGCCAGAUACAAUGAGCAUGAGACCUGUGUGCAGCGAGCUGCCCGUGUGACUAUAGGCCCGAACUGUGUCAAAGCCUUCAGUCUCUGCUGUGAAAUAGCACACCAGAUGCUAGAAACCUUUAAGCAUAUUCACAUGUCAAGUCACCGUAAGUACGACAUUUUCUAUCAGAUCCUUGCCAAACAUGGGACUCUCACUGCCACCAAGAACACUGACAUCCAACCUGGGAGAGCUGUGGACACAACAGCACAGACUCCCGUGGGCUACCAUGCUGCCCAGACGUCUGGAACUACAUUACAUCAUCAGGCGCGAUCCGUUGUGCCCACAGGGUGUGGGAGCCUCUGA